GGAGAUAAGGCGGUGAACUGCUUCAGCAGGGAUGAGGGAAUUUGGGUUUGGGUUUUUUUGUGGUCGCUGAGGGGGAAGGUGGCAGAGGCCUCAAGGUAGUGCAAAGAACGGAAAGGAAAGCUAGAGCACGCGAGAACUGAGUGUUGUAACGGAACCCUAGGAGUCGGGGUUGGAAAUCGAGUGGGAAGAAAGAGAAAAUGCGCUGCUUGAGGCAGAAAACUGUUUUUCCCACUAGAAUACACUGAGUGUAUGCCCAGUCUUCAUGAAAGCCAACAAAGAAACAAAGCGCCUUUUUGUGGGCGGCCUUGGCCAGGCUAUUUCCCAAGCAGACCUACAAAAUCAGUUGAGCAGAUUUGGAGAAGUUUCUGAUGUGGAGAUCAUCACACGAAAAGAUGAGCAAGGAAACCCCCAAAAAAUCUUUGCAUAUGUCAACAUCAGAGUAUCAGAAGCAGAUCUGAAAAAAUGUAUGUCUAUUUUAAAUAAAACAAAAUGGAAAGGAGGAACCCUACAAAUUCAACUAGCAAAAGAAAGCUUUUUGCACAGAUUGGCCCAGGAGAGAGAAGAAGCAAAAGCAAAGAAAGAGAAGUCAAUAGCCAGCAACACUGACUUGUUAAAAAAGACAGGAGUGGUGGACUUACAUAUGAAAGCUGUGCCAGGAACAGAAGUGCCAGGGCACAAAAAUUGGGUUGUGAGUAAAUUUGGAAGAGUCUUACCUGUUCUACACCUUAAGAAUCGACAUAAACGUAAAAUCAUAAAAUAUGAUCCAUCAAAAUACUGCCACAACCUGAAGAAGAUAGGGGAGGAUUUCACAAAUACCACUCCUAUAACCAACCUCACUUGGAAUUUGGAAGGAGGGAAUGAUCCUAUGAGUAAGAAACUACGAGGAGAGUUCUCUGACUUUCACGGCCCUUCGAAGAAGAUAAUAAAAAUGCAGUGUGAAGAAGGUUCCACCGGGUCUCUGGCUAUAAGUCCAAGACACAGUUCGGUAGUACAUAGUCCACACUUAAAGCAGCAACCGGUUGCACAAAAAACAACUUGUGACUCCACUAUUCCUCCUAGAUCACAUUCUCUACCUACUUCUGAUACUCAGCAACCUGAAAAUGUAUUUUUUCAGACUUCUGGCUUGAAGACUGCCAGGAAUAUAAAUAGCAUGACUGAUGAUGAUAUUGAUUCUGAAGAUGAAUUAAGAGCAAUUAUUGCAAGAGAGGAAAACUUACAGAGAACUAUUUGGUCCUCAAUAAAGGAAUCUGAAAAUGAUCCCUUUGAAGUUGUAAAGGAUGACUUCAGAUCGGAUAUUCACAAAGUUCAUUCUUUAACAAGUUUGGGUAUCAAAAAUGUCUCUUGCCAUGUGAGUGGUGAUAAUGUUACAGAAAAUGAUUGUGGUUAUGAUUCAGGAGAUACAGAUGAAAUCAUUGCAAUGAAAAAAAAUGGUGGUAAGGUUAAAAGCAGUACAGAAUUUUCACAAAUGGAAAAAUCUACCCAUGAGAAAACUUUGAAAAAUAGAAAAAACUGUGAGCUUUCUGAUCAUUCUGUUAAAAUAAGGAAAACAAACAAUGUAGAGUUAGCAGUCAAUAACGGAGUUAAGCUUUUUAAUGGUGAAUCUCCAUCUGACUCCAGUAGCAGUGAAAGUGCCGAUUCUGUAUCAGAAUUAGCCGAGUCUGAAGGAGAUGAGGACUAUAAUGCCAUGAUGAAAAACUGUUUGUGUGUGAAUCUCACAUUAGCUGAUUUGGAACAGUUGGCUUGUAGGGAGCUGGAGACUCCAAAAGAAAACACUGAGAAUGGUAGCCAAGAAACUACCACCCACUGCCAGCCUGGCAUGCACACCAAGAGCCUCAAGACUCCUAAUGGUCUCCACGGAAGCAAACAGUGCAUUCAUCCUGAGGAAAUUGUGGCUUCCCUUUUAGAAGAAAAAACAAACAUAUGCAAUAAAGAGAAACCUAAGGAAGACAACACAAAGCCAAAAUUCCAGGCUUUCAAGGGAAUAGGCUCUCUCUACGGAUUUAUUAACAAUAAAUCUUUGAAAGAGGAUGUUACUUCUAAUGAUAUUAAUAAAGAUCAGAACCCCUUGAAACUUGAGGAUUCCAGUAGUAUUUUCACAGAAAAGGAGUCUCCAUGUGCUAGUUCAUCAAGAGAACUGAUUCAGUGCCAACAUGCAGAGAAGGCAAAUGGCUCAAAUCCUAUUCUGCCUCAAAAAAGACGGUCCUCUGUGAGCCAGGAUCACAAGGUGGUAUCUCCUAGCAGUGCAGAAAAGGCAAGUAGAAGUCGUAUUUCUAGUCUGUCACCAUUAAAAGCUAAGAAAUCCUUAGGUCUUGGCACAGAGUCUCACAAGACAGACUUUGAUAAGGAUGGUCACCAUAACACUGCAAAGACAAAUGAAGGUUCAGAGGAAGAUAAGACUGAUUCAAGCAGCCUUACGUCCCCUGAGAAAUCACCAGAGGUUUAUUCCAAGAAAAACAGACCCAGGUGUGUCUCCAGUAAAGCUACUCAGGAAAGCAAAACUGAUUUCCCUGUUUCUAUUAGUAAUUCAUCAGAAGUUACUGCUAAGGAUAAGCAAGCUCAAGAUAAUCAGAAGCGUUUGGCAGCCUUAGAGGCAAGGCAGAAAGCAAAAGAAAUACAAAAGAAGCUAGUUCACAAUGCUUUGGCAAAUUUGGAUAAUCAUUCAAAGAACAAGCCAACACAUAUUGUCUUUGGUUCUGACAGUGAAAGUGAAACAGAAGAGACAUCCAGUCAGGGGCAAAGCCGUCCAGAGGAUCUUUCUAAAGAGUCCAUGUGUCAUACAUCUGGGAAGCUGUUUGAUAGUGAUGCUGAGGACUCUGCUUCUGAAGAUGACAGUAACAGGUUUAAAAUUAAACCUCAGUUUGAAGGCAAAGCUGGACAGAAGCUCAUGGAUUUACAGUCUCACUUUGGCACUGAUGACAGAUUUCGCAUGGACUCCCGAUUUCUAGAAAGUGACAGUGAAGAGGAACAGGAAGAGGUAAAUGAAAAGAAAACUGCUGAGGAAGAAGAGCUUGCUGCAGAAAAAAAGAAAGCACUGGAUGUUGCACAAAGUGUUUUGCACAUUAACUUAAGCAAUUCUACAAGCAAAGGAUCAAUAACUGCUAAGAAAUUUAAGGACAUCAUACGUUAUGAUCCAACGAGGCAUGACCAUGCCACUUUUGAAAGAAAAAGUGAUGAUAAACCAAAAGAAAGUAAAGCAAAACGGAAGAAGAAACGGGAGGAAGCUGAGAAGCUACCUGAUGUGUCUAAAGAAAUGUAUUAUAAUAUUGCUACGGAUUUAAAAGGAGUAUUCCAAACUACAAAAGAUACCAGUGAAAAGAAAGAAAACAUACCUUGGAAUGAGGACAAUGGAGAUAAAACAGAAGAAAUGAAUGAUCCUGCAGCUGUGAAGGAUGGGGACAAGGAAUCUGUUGGCUUUACGUUUUCCUUUUUUGAUUCAGAUGUGGGGGACGUAAAGGAAGAGACCUACAGAAUUGAAACAGUGAAGCCUAGAAAGAUUGCCUGGAAGGGGGACCCUGGUUUCCAAGAGAGCAGUUCAGAAGAAGAAGAUAUUACUGAAGAAAUAGAUGACACAAAGCCCAGCCCCGAAGAAGAAUCAUUACCUGAGAAAGAGACCACUAGGUUUUUUUUUUUCUCUAAGAAUGAUGAAAGACUUCACGUGGGUUCUGACUUAUUCUGGAGAGGAGCAGGAAGUAAUACUAGCAGGAAUUCUUGGGAGACCAGAACAAAUAACCUGCGUAUGGAUUGUCGGAAGAAACAUAAAGAUGCAAAAAGGAAAGUGAAACCAAAACAAUGAAUGUUAGUAUUGAUUGAUACUAAAUAUGAACAAGGCUCACCUAAGGAAAUUGACCUAAGAAAUAAUUUUAGUGGACAAAGAAGAAAUCUCAGAGUGAAAGAAUAUUCAAAAUCUGGCUGAUGAAAUAUCAUUAUGAUUGCCAUCUUUUUCUGUAGAAUUUCUCUGUAUUUUUUCCUAAGUAUUGCUGCAAAACAUUAAACUGAACUUUUUUUUUCUAAUGAAGCACAAGAUAUUGCUCCACAAUACUUUUCAACUUUCUGUAAAUAUUCUCAAUAACAGUGGACAUCUUCUGAUGAAAGGUUUACAGGAAGCCUUUUAAAUAAGUGUGUCAAAGCACUUGUGUUUUCCUAGUUAGGCUUUUAUGUGAAUUAUAGACUAUUUGAAAUAUUUAUCUCUGAUUGAACCAAAUAAUACCUUAUCUCAUUUUUGUCUUUUCUUUUAAAAGAAAAAAAAAACAGUUGAAUUACAUCUUCAUGGUCUCUCCCAAUUGAAUGUGAACUCUUGGAUCUAAUCUGGCUUCUUCCUAUUAUGUCUCUCCUCCUGCUUAGAACUGUGUCUGGCAGAUAGUGUAUACUCAGUAAAUAUUUUUUUAAUAGUUAGGGUGUAAAGAGCUAAGUAGCCAGAGAGUGUUUCUGGAUGAAUGGGAACAGCCACUCAGCAGGAUAAAUAAUUCAAAUGUUCUGCCUUCUCUUUUUGUAGAUCACAUCUCUGCCCUCUUACAUCUAUUGCCACAUAACAGACCACCCCAGUCACAGUCAGUCAUUUAUUUUGCUCACAAAUAUGCAAUUUGGUCGGGACUCGGGGACUGCUCAUCUCUGCUCCUUGUAGUGUCAUUUGAGGAAGCUCAGCUGGGGCUAGGGGACCGCUUCUAAGAUGGCUUGCUCACUCAGUGCCUGUCCGUGGGCUUCCUCACCGGCGUGGCGACUGGGUUCCAGGAGCAAGUGUCCAAAAACCAAGUUAUCAGAUGCUGCUAGUCUCUUAAGAUCUGGGCCUGGAAACUGGCCCAGAGUCACUGGUCAAAACCACAGUCCACCCAGAUUCAAAGGACAGGGACACAGACCCUCACUUCUCACUGGGAAGAGUGUCAAAUAAUUUGUAGCCAUAUUAAAUUUGCCACACUCCUCAUCCCCAAAGCAGAUGAAUAAGUGGCUUCAAGUUGCCUCACUGGUGGUUGGACCCUUGUGUCCAGUCUACACAUGAAUGCCUUUGUCUCAGUCUAUAAUAAUCUUGCCUCCCCUCAUUCCCCUAUGCCCAGUGUCACUUUGAACCUUGUUGUUAUCCCAAAUCCACUAAAGUAAAUAUCCCAUUCUUAGCUCACAAACCCAGUGUGCCAGCUUUUAAAAAUAUUUGGCCUACACAUAUCCUACCUCAUCAAUACCUUCAAUUAACCCCUCCCUCCUUAUUCUAUGUUCUUCCAUGACUAGCUUAGUCUUUUACCCUUCAAUUAAUCAUUCCCUUGAAAAUCAUUCAAUGUGGCAGCUUGGUCCUGCUAAAAAGUCAUGGACACCAGCCCUGCCUGAGCCCUCAGCACUGCCCAAUAAUAUUUCUCUGUUGAACAGAAUGCAGAACCCUGGGCCCUGCCUUAAACCUAGGACAGAAGAUACGAUUUUUUUUUUUUUAACCAAGCACUCCCUGCUGUUUCUCAUGCUCAAGUCACACAUAGUCUCCCAUUCAGUCUUUAAAUCUCCAACUCCACCCCUCAUCAGAAAAUUACCAUGCUUCAGAGAGAAAAAAGCAACCAAUAAUUGGAACCCUCUUCCUUCUGCAAUCAAAUAUGCAGUCCUAACUGCACUGUAGCUUUCCUCUUCCUUCUGCCUAAUCAAUAUCCUUAACCCUUACAUUUGAUCUUUCCACUUCCAAUACUCUCCCUCAAAUCUUCCCAUGGGUAAGUCUUCAUAAAAAUAUCAACUUAUUCCCCAAAGAAGCAUUCUCUGGCCAUUCUAACUGACAUUAGAACCCCUCCUCCUGCUUCAGGCAUUCUAGUUGAAGUUAGACUUUCCCCAUUUCCUCUAAUCAGGCACCAUCAUCAUAUUCUCCUUUGCUAUUAUUUUGAAUGUCUUUCUCCUCCCACUAGAAUGUAAGCUCUGUGAGAGUAGGGUCCUUAUUUUCUUGUUCACUAUUGGGUCCUCAGCUUCUAGAAUGAUGGCUGGCAGGUGGCAUGAGAUAAAUAUUUACUGAAUAAAUGAAUAAUUUAGAUUCUUCAUGUAAUGUUGAAUCUCAUGUUAUUUAAGUGGAAGAAAGAAUACUUUAUUCUGCUAACAAACAUUAUGUCAUGACACUGAAUGUAGACUCAAGUUUUUUUCUGGUAGGGUAUGAAAAACUAUCGUGAAAAAUAAAAAGCUUAUUUGUGGAGGAAGAAAGGCUCUUUAGGUUGAGUCUGGAUACAUUCUACUGCAGAAAAGGGAAGGAAAUGUCAAUGGUGUCUCAAAUUAUAAAAGGGACAUAGAGUGGGUCUGCUACAGGAAAGGUGUGUAAUAAGGCAGAAAGGAUUGCUUUCUGUGCCCCAGAGCCACUGUUUUUUUAAUUUAAUCAGCAUAAUGGAUAUACAUACUUUUAAAAGUCAAAUAGAACUAAAAUGUUUCCAAAAAAGACAGUUAUUAAUUACAGAAAAGUACAAGUUUUUAAAAAGGUACUUACUAAUUACAAAAGAAAAAACAUAGAAGUAACUUUGACUUUACCAAUGGCCAAAGUUAACAUCACCAGUAAUGGAACAAAUCAUCAUGUGCCUCCUGAUAUGGUGCACUGAGAACACAUCACGUCCAUGGCAUUCUUGCCAAAAGAGAAAAACCUGAAUCAUGAGGAAACAUCAGACAAACCCAAACUAAGGACAUUCUACAAAGAAACUGGUUUCUGCUCUUCAAAAAUGUCAGUGCCAUAAGAUGCAAGACUGACUGACUUCCAAAUUAUAGAUGACAAAAGAGACCUGACAACCGAAUGUAACUCAUAACUCAGUUUUUCUUUGGCUAUAAAGGACAUUAUUGGGAAAAUGGUGAAAGGAAUAAGGUCUGUAGAUUGGAUGAGUCUGAUUUUGAUAUGUUGUAAGAAUGAUCUUGUUUUUAAAAAUAUGCACAGACAUUUUAAGGGGUAAAGGAAUAGUUUGUCUGCAAUAUACUCUCAAAUAGUUCAGGAAAAAGUAAUAUAUAUCUGUGAAGGUAAAGAGAGGGUGGGGAGAAAAAGGGAGAAGGGAAAGA
Choloepus didactylus (southern two-toed sloth) is the source of this 6984-nucleotide messenger RNA. It is a transcript of the gene NOL8, whose product is annotated as nucleolar protein 8. Gene Ontology annotation, molecular function: RNA binding. NCBI's taxonomy places the organism in Eukaryota, Metazoa, Chordata, Mammalia, Pilosa, Megalonychidae. The transcript is spliced from 17 exons. The coding region runs from base 263 to 3793 and encodes 1176 amino acids. The record is from RefSeq and is a predicted model, not a curated record.